Messenger RNA from Myxocyprinus asiaticus (Chinese sucker), 1189 nucleotides. RefSeq lists its product as uncharacterized. The transcript has 3 exons. Bases 1 to 957 code for a protein of 318 amino acids. Lineage: Eukaryota; Metazoa; Chordata; Actinopteri; Cypriniformes; Catostomidae. The record is from RefSeq and is a predicted model, not a curated record.
AUGGAUGUCUCUAAGGUAACAGCAGUCACUGAAUGGCCUCGACCUUCCAAAAUCAAGGAACUACAGUGGUUCCUGGGCUUUGCCAACUUCUAUCGCCAUUUCAUUAGGAAUUACAGUAUCAUUGCAGCGCCACUCACGUCAUUGCUCAAAGAAAAGCCCAACAAAUUGCCAUGGAAGGAUGCCGCAUACCAGGCCUUCAUCUCCCUCAAGUCAAGCUUCAGGACCACUCCGAUACUGAAACAUCCUGACCCCAAUCUUCCCUUUGUCGUUGAGAUAGACGCUUCAGAUUGCAGGAUUGGAGCGGUCCUGUCACAAUGUCAUGGAACCCCAGGCAAGCUUUACCCUCGUGCCUUUUUCUCCAGAAAGUUGAACUCAGCAGAACGAGAACCUUCUACGGUGCCAUCAGUGGACGACUGGAUUAGGCGAAGUGAGAGGGUGUGGGACAGUGCACAUGUCUGUCUACAGCGAGCAGUCCGAGCACAACGCUUCCAGGCUGACCGACGGAGGCGCCCCAUCCCAACUAUCAGCCAGGACAGAGGGUCUGGUUGUCCACAAGGGAUCUUAAGUUGCGGCUACCCUGCAGGAAGCUCAGUUCAAGCGUCUGGCUCUGAAAACACGGAUUCUGAGUCUCCACCUCCAUUGGAGGUAGAUGGAGCCCCAGCGUAUAUGGUCAGAGAGAUCAUGUACUCAAGACGACGAGGGAGCCAGAUGCAAUACUUGGUGGACCAGGAGGGCUACGGACCAGAGGAGAGAUCAUGGGUAGCCACCAAGGACAUAUUGGACCAGUCCCUGAUCCAAGAAUUUCAUCAUGCCCAUCCUAAUCGUCCAGCACCACGACCAAGGGGACGUCCCAGCAGAAGAACACCAGGAGUUGUUCGUAGAGGGGGGGGUUCUGUAACAUCCGAGGUUGAUACCCCUCCUACCAACCACCAGAGGGAGCCCUCUCCCGAAUACUGAUCGUCACUCAUUUCUUCUCUGCUCACUUCCUGUUUUCACUGUAUAAAUAGUCAUGCACUUCCACUUAUACUUUGCGAAUUAUUGCCAGUUAACCUGCCUUACCAAGCAAUUUUCCAUUGUUAUUGUUGAUUGUUUUCAUGUUAUGACCAUUGCCUGUUUUUCUGGAAUUACUGCCUUUUGAAUACCCCUUAGUUUUGUUUGCCUUUUUGGACUGUCUUUUUGGUAUAUUGGA